AUGACGACGAUAGACUACAACAACACUACAGCUACCAAUACUAGUCAUGAUGCAGAGACGGACACCAUACGAGACUCCUUACACCCUUCGGAUCUCCAAGAACAAUUGUUGGCGUAUUCGCCAAUUCCAAGUGCCAUUCUGAGCGUGUUUGGGAGUUCCGUGAUCAUUUACAUGAUCUUCAAAGCCAAACAGCAGCGCAAACUGACUCCUUACUUGAGAUUGCUCCUUGCCAUGAGCGUCUACGAUAUACUGUACAGUCUCGUGUGGUGUGUGGCGGCCUUUUUGCGUCCACAAGAGACGAGUCCGCGCACACUCAGUUUUGGAAACAAGACUACUUGCAACGUUCUAGGCUUUGUGAACGAAUUGAGCCACGGGACGAUCAUUUAUCAAGGAAUGCUGGGAGUUUACUUUCUUUUAACGGCCCGAUAUGGCUUAUCCAAUUCUUGCAUCGCCAGAAGGAUCGAGCCUUGGAUGCACAUUAUUUCCAUUGGAUAUCCGCUAGUUUUUGCUAUUGCAGAGGCUCUCUUGAACGGGUAUGGGGAAGUCAUCAUGGGAAUUGGUUGCUGGGUUGUGGUGACCACUGAAAACUGUCAGGAAGAGUUUCUAUGUCCGGCUCGCGUCUUGCGGUAUCUUUCCUGUGCGGUUCCACUGGCAGUGGUGUCCAUUAGUUUGAUUGUGAACAACCGCAUCAUCUUUCUCUAUGCCCGCGCACAAAUCCGUCCACAAGUAGUGCCAGGUGCCACUUCCAGGAGUAUCACUCUUGGAACCAAAUCUACCGGUAGCAGCUCCCGUCUCUUUUCCACCACCGAUGAGAGCAAUAUGGAUAGUGAUGAUUAUGCUGCUGAUGAUGAUGAUGAUGAUGAUCACGAUGAUUCGUCUGUGAGUGCUAGUACUCCACAAGAAGCCAAAAAAUAUACCUUUAGCGGCAGAGAAUCUUGCACCAACGACUCUUCCACCAAUGACAUCAUGGCGGGAAGCGUUCAGUACGGUGAAACAACGACCAUCAACAAGGACCAAGCCCGGCGACUACGAUUAGUCAGUUCGCAGGCUGUCUUGUUUGUGGCAUGUUUUCUCAUCUCCAAUAUCUGGACUGUCUUUACGGGACUCUUGGAAGAUCAAGGUGACACACUUGAAGCGGAUUUGACCAUGUUGGUCCGAACCUUUCCCAUCUUUUUGUUGCAGUCCAUCUUUUCGCCACUUCAAGGAUUCUUGAACAUGAUGGUCUUUAUCCGACCAAAGUACCUCAAGUUUCGUCACCUCCACAAAGAAGAAAGUCGGCUCUGGGUGGUCCGACGCUCUGUCUUUGGAGAAGAAGUCAAGCCAACGGUUUCUCCCGCGCAGCAGCAUCAAAGUUCCAGGUCUGCCAAGCCGCCCCCCAAACAACAAGGCAAAGGGGAUAGCAACAACAAGAACAACAACAAGAAUAAGACCUCUUCCUCCUCCUCCUCUUCUCGACCAACCGGUAAACAAGCCAAAGCGGGUCAAGUCGCUCCAACCGAUCAAGUUGCACCACCAUCCACAACCCGCCUUCCCAAAGGCGUGGUGUCGGACUUGACUGCCAGUCGAGGGGACUUUGAUCAUGUCAUGCAAGAAGAAGAUGACGAACGAUGGGAAGACUUGGCUACCACCACCGCCACGAAUAACAAUGGCGGCAGUAGUCCUCGCACCACGGCUCCACCCAUGUUUUCACGCGCACGAUCGUCACUACUCUUGUGUACCUCCUCCGCACUCGAUAUCAUCAGUGAAAACCAAGAAUCCAUCUUUGAAGCCGUGCCAGUCAUGCCUGGUAGUGACGAUUUAGUCGAAGAUGAUUUCAAUCCUUCGUCCAUUCACAAACGCUGGAGUUCUGGUUCGGUGCAGCUAGCACCACCAUCAACAGAAGACUAUACAGCAUUCAAAAAGCCACAAGAAUCUGCACUCUGCAUGCCGGCACGAUUGGCAAGCUCGUUUGAUUCUUUUAUGGAGGAUUCCGAUUCCGAUUACUCCAUUGAAGAGGAAUCCUUGCCCUCCAUCUCUGCACCACCACCACCAAGGCCAGGUACUACUACUAUGAGUAGUACUAGUAGUACUACUAGUAAUCUGGAAAAGAGUCAACGCUCGUGCCAAAGUCGAGCAUCCUCCUCCUCUUCCGCUAGCAUUGAUACACCGAUGCGGCUGCCACAACGGCGGAUGAGUCCUCCUACUAUAGCAGUUUACGAUGUAUAG
Molecule: messenger RNA, 2205 nt
Organism: Cylindrotheca closterium
Lineage: Eukaryota; Bacillariophyta; Bacillariophyceae; Bacillariales; Bacillariaceae
Source: the annotation of a GenBank genome assembly